Molecule: messenger RNA, 2019 nt
Organism: Aspergillus nidulans FGSC A4
Lineage: Eukaryota; Fungi; Ascomycota; Eurotiomycetes; Eurotiales; Aspergillaceae
Product: protein mst1
Exons: 3
Coding region: 1-2019 (672 amino acids)
Biological process (GO): fungal-type cell wall organization
Molecular function (GO): ATP binding; protein serine/threonine kinase activity
Source: RefSeq, a predicted model, not a curated record
AUGGAAGGCUUGGUGGAUCCAGAGACGCUUUACAUGAAACAAAACUGCAUUGCAUACUACAGCGUCGAUAAACGCAAUGGGAAAUCAGUGGCGAUCAAGAUAAUUGACGUUGAAAACGCCGAGGAUGAAGUCGAAGAUAUCAUCCAGGAGAUUGCCAUCCUGUCGGAACUCAACUCGCCAUACGUGACCAGGUACCAUGGAUCAUAUUUGAAAGGGUCGAGUCUAUGGAUUGUAAUGGAAUUCUGUUCCGGAGGCAGUUGCUCUGAUCUAAUGCGCCCGGGGCCUAUUCCAGAGGAAUACAUUGUUAUCAUCAUUCGAGAACUGCUUAAAGGAUUGGACUAUCUGCACAGCGACAAAAAGCUGCAUCGCGACGUCAAAGCUGCAAACAUCCUCCUAACGUCGGGCGGCCAAGUAAAACUGGCAGACUUUGGCGUCUCCAGUCAGCUAUCUGCUACAAUGACCAAGAAAAACACCUUCGUAGGAACUCCGUUUUGGAUGGCCCCAGAAGUGAUCAAGCAGUCAGGAUAUGAUUACAAGGCCGAUAUCUGGUCACUCGGUAUAACCGCGAUUGAGCUUGCCAAUGGGGAGCCACCGUACUCGGAUAUACAUCCCAUGAAAGUCCUUUUUCUAAUACCCAAAAAUCCACCCCCUACACUGCAAGGUGCAUACAGCAAAGCAUUCAAGAACUUUGUCGAGCUCUGUCUACGAAGAGACCCGCGAGAGCGACCAACGGCCAAGGAGCUCCUUGAGCAUCCCUUUAUCAAGCGAGCAAAGAAGACCAAUUACCUAACGGAGCUAAUUGAGCGCUAUGAGCGUUGGCAGGCAGUUAGCGGAAAUCAGAAGGCUGACGAAGAUGACGAGCUGGAUCAGGAGCCUGCAGCUGCGCCGAAGACCACCGAGGAAGAGGAUGACCUUUGGGAUUUUGGCACUGUUCGCCCUGUGGGCCGAGGGCACGCUUUAAAUCCGAUGAGAGUGACAGAUCUCAACGCCAGGGGCUAUGGCACGAAAGAUCGGGAUUCCAAACUCGAACCGCGAAUCGAAGCAACGAGAUCGAAUAAUCCUAUGACACCAUCAUUUGCUCAACCUAAGAGCACACCUACCUCUCCGAAACAAUCCUCUCCAUCGAAGAUUCCACUACCUCCCUCCCCGGUGAAAGCGACGCAUAUGGACAACUGUCCCAGAACGCCUUCGUAUCUGACCCCACAGAAACCAAAGGAAAGUCCUGGGAGUGAAUAUGACAGAGCUUUACAGCAAUCUUUAGCGCAAGACCUGAGUUUCCUGCAGCUUGACCGCUCGCCAGGAAGCUCUAUGGCAACUAUGAUAGACAGGGAAAGCCCACUCUCAACACCUUUACCCCACCAGCCAUGGUCAUCCACGGCAGCGGAAGCACCGACACUGCAGGCAUCACCUUCUCGACACCCCGCGGAACAACAAGUCAGGCCAGAUAUGGAGCCGUCCCGCGCUCAGCCUCCAUUAUUUUCUCAACCGCAAACUCAGCCGCAGCCCCCUUCACCAAUACCCCCACCAACACCGAAGCAUGCCUCUCCUCCGCCGCAACCUAAACAACAAAAGUAUGUACAUGCACCGUUGCAGAAUCUUCCAUCAAGUCAUGUCAACCCAAACAGCCCUUCAUACAAUAAGCCCGCCAACUCGAACGCACAAGACAUGAAACAGUCACGAACGCCUCACGAAAUCACUGCCCUGAACAGCGUCAUUCUUCCUGCCUUGAAGGAAGCUGUCCAACGUCGAGCUCGCCGUGUAGAUAUUGCUACCCGGUCGACUAUAGCCCAUGAUGGAGAGAGUCUGAAAGCGGCAUUGGAGCUCCAAUCGCGGCGUGAACACGCUCAAGAAAUGAUAGAAUCAUUAUCCAACGAUCUGGGCAGUAUCCUCACUAGGAUCGAGCGCUGGGACAAUGACGCAGCCGUGGGCAUGGGUGCCGGCAUCCACUCCUUUCUAGAAGGGUUUCUUGAAGAGAUCCUCAUCAGAAUAGAACCAGGCGAUGAAGACGAGCUCCGAUGA